GAGCGUGUUAGUUACUGACAAGCAAUUUUAUUGUCAUUUCGUUUGCAUUUUGGCUGAAGUUGUUGCGUUUAUGUAGAAAUAUGUGUGUGUGAGUCGGUAUUCAUUCAUUAAUUUAGAUUUUACAUAAAUUGAACGACAGGUGCUCCGACCAAUGGUACAUUCUAUGUGGUAGGCUUUAGGCCAAUGAACAAUUGCGAAAUGUAGCGCGCAAGCUCUGAUUUCCGUCUUUCCACAGAAGUUGUAACUUGUUAUUUUCCGGAUUAUCGAAUAUCGAUGUCGUGUUGUUUUCAAACCCAGUUAUGCAAGGACAAAUUGCUUAUCAUCUGUUCACAAAAUAACCGCCAGAUGAAGCAAACGGGAGUCAUAUUUUAGAUUUAACAUUUAACUUUGCAAACCAGCUGUGUCGUGAGAGGCCUGAGCAUGUUGUUACUCGAUAGGGAAAUACUUGAAUGCAUAGAUGGCGCUUCAACUACAACUAGCUACAUUUGCAGUUGGUAGUUUAAUAUGAAGUAGCUGCUUAGUUAACAAAGCCUUCAUUUUAAUAACGUUAACGUAAUGCAAAUAGUUUGCUUUGCUUUGGAAACCCGAAGCAUUUUGGUAGCUAGCUAGCGUGAAUCAUUUUGGUAGCUAAACUUGCUAACUGGAUAGGUGCUGUAGCGUGCGAGCGUACUAAAACAAAUCGCUCCACAAAUACGGGCCAGCAGUUAGCUAGAUUGUUAGUUCGCUAGUGCUGUAAAUUAUACCUGAUUUGGGCAGACUUCAUAAUUCAACAGGAAAAUGACUUCAGCUUCUACUAAGGUUGGGGAGAUCUUCUCAGCAGCAGGUGCUGCCUUCACUAAACUUGGGGAGCUCACCAUGCAGCUGCACCCCGUGGCGGACUCCAGUCCAUCUGGAGCCAAGUGGACGGACACUGAGAUUGACAUGCUGCGGUUAGCCGUGAGGCGCUUUGGUGACGACCUAAGCACAAUCAGCUCUGUCAUCAAGAAGCGCACUGUUAGAGCUCAGAUCAAGACUACGGUAAAGAGGAAGCUGUAUGAGGACAGUGGAGUGCCCAUUUCCUCAGACUCCCCUAAGAAGUCCACCAAGAAGGCAUCUGUUGCGGUUUCAUCUGCGGCCCCCCCUGCUAUCAUCACAGUGCCCACCUCCCAGGUUGUCGUCACUACAGGGCUUCAGGGCCCCUCUUCUGCUCCACAAGCUAUCAAGAAACAGAAGACUGCAGCAGAUGUGACUUUGAGUGCACUCAAUGAUUCUGAUGUGAAUAGUGACUUGGUGGACAUAGAAGGAUUGGGUGAUGGCACCACCACCAAAAAACUCAACUUUGAUCAGGAGAGCCUCAGUUUGGACUCCAGUCUGAUCAUGAACUCCAGUGACCUGCCUCUCCUGUCCCGCUGACUACCGCACCGUGACCCUCAGGGAUGAUGCCCAUUAGGGAGGCUGACGGCCGCAUAACGGCUCAGAUGAACAGUGCACUUCUAGUUACAGGACCCACAUUUUUAGAGCAUUUUUCACAUUAAAAGCAGAAUGUGGAAGGUGUUUGUAACUGUAUGUAUUGGAGGUACAACCUAUAUUACAAAAAUUAAGCAAUCUGCAGUUGUGGCUGAAGAUUAAAGGUGACUUGUUUGGUGGACUGACGGAUAAUGACAGGACUGAAAUUUAGGCUGUAGCUGCACAAGUUAGCCAGUUAAUGGAGACUAUCCAAUCUCUAUUGUGCUUGCAAACAUUUUUCCCUUUGCAUUUGUGCAAUGUGUAUAUUAAGGUAAAUUAUAUCCUCUUGUCAUUAUCUUGUUUUUGACAAUGUUUGAAAUGGCGUUUAUGUAUGUAUGUGUGUGUAUGUAGGUUAGUGCUCACAUUGCAUAUUUCAAUCAUUCAUCAUUCAAUUGGCAACUGAUAAUACCGAUGGGUAGAAUUAAAAACUAGUUUUGUUCGUACAAAUAUGGAUGAUUGUGUGUAUGUUUUUAAAGUAAACAUCCCAAUGCACAACUGUCAGCACAAAAAAUGACUUUUGUUGUUAAUCAUUCUCAUUGUCAUUUUGAACUUGUUCUAAAACUAUUUAACACUGUACAUGUUUUAUAAAUCUUUCUUCCAGAGUAAUAAAGACUGCAAUGAGUU
Conger conger (European conger) is the source of this 2109-nucleotide messenger RNA. RefSeq lists its product as uncharacterized. The record is from RefSeq and is a predicted model, not a curated record. Gene Ontology annotation, cellular component: NURF complex; MLL1 complex. The coding region runs from base 778 to 1392 and encodes 204 amino acids. NCBI's taxonomy places the organism in Eukaryota, Metazoa, Chordata, Actinopteri, Anguilliformes, Congridae. The transcript has 6 exons.